This is a messenger RNA of Aspergillus heteromorphus CBS 117.55, 1300 nucleotides long. RefSeq lists its product as uncharacterized. The transcript has a single exon. Bases 1 to 1218 code for a protein of 405 amino acids. The record is from RefSeq and is a predicted model, not a curated record. NCBI's taxonomy places the organism in Eukaryota, Fungi, Ascomycota, Eurotiomycetes, Eurotiales, Aspergillaceae.
AUGCACCCCCCAAACACCCUCCUCACCAUGACCAUGGCCGUGGUCCUGUUCAUGAGCCUGGUCAGAUACGUCUCAGCCAUGCCGGCACCCCCGGGCAACAACACCCAACCCACCGCCACCACCGCCGCAAGAGAAGGAGCCCCCAACAACAACAAAAACAAUAACAACGAUGGUCUGGUAACCAUCCUCCCCAUUUUCCCCAUUCCUGCCACUGGUAAUAUUAAUAUUGCUGUUCGUGACCCGGUCCCUGUCCCUGACCCUGCUCCUGCUCCUCCCGCAAGCAAUGCGCAGACUGCAGCAGAAAACACAGCGGGGAAUGAUCCUCUUAACAACGCUGCAAACAACAACCCUAACCCUCCCAACCAAGCCGCAACCACAACGGGAGCAGCAGGAGGGAAACCCGAAGCAAAAGCAGCAGCAGCAGACCCAACCACCACCAACAAAGCCUUCAUGAUAAACGACUGGUUCACCAUCCCUCCCAUCGCGGCGAAAUUCACCUGGGGACCUGUCGAGGCGACCGUCACGGCCAACAUACCGUUUCUGCCGCGGGAUACGGACGCGGUUCUUGCUGAGGCUGUCACGGUCACUUUUACUGGGAAUGGUCCUGCUGGAGUUAGUGCUACUCCUGCUACUCCUGCUGCUGCUGCUGGGUCUGGCUCUGGCUCUGGCUCUGGCUCUGGCUCCAGCAUCGGGAUCCAUUCUGGAAAAGUGGGAGGGGCUUCUCCUUCUCCUUCGUUUUCUACGAGGAAGAAGACGGCUUCGUCUCCGAGUGCUGGUGUCAGUGCCAGUGUCAGUGCCAGUCCCAAAGCUAGUUCCUCGGCUGGUCUUGACAAUGACAUCGAUGACAACGACGACAACAACAACAACAACAAUGACCAGGGCGAUGCCGAUGGUAAAGCGAGCUCUAUCACCAUCUCCAUCCUCCCAUCCUCGUCUUCGUCUUCGUCCAAGCCAUCCAAAUCGGAGGUCCCGUCGACAUUCACCACCUUGACAUCGACGAAGAAACCCCAAGCCCAAGGUGUUUCUGCCCCCGCUGCUACCGCUGCGCCCGCGGUAAUAACCCCCCUCACCCUCUCAGACAAGAAGGGCAAGAGGGUGCUUGUGCCGCGGGCCAUCACCACUUUACCUGCUGCUGGUGAACAACUGCAGCAACAGCAGCAGCAGCAGCAACAGCAACAAGCCGGGCGUGUGCGGUUAGUAACCGUUGGUGCUGCCUAGUUUCUUUCCUUCUUUCCUUCUUUCCUUCUUUCCUGCUUGAUUGGUUGGUUUAUUGGUUGAUGGGUUGGUUUAUCGGCUGAUU